Messenger RNA from Schistocerca gregaria, 4805 nucleotides. Its product is annotated as F-box/LRR-repeat protein 2. The record is from RefSeq and is a predicted model, not a curated record. The transcript is spliced from 13 exons. Gene Ontology annotation, cellular component: SCF ubiquitin ligase complex. Bases 407 to 1972 code for a protein of 521 amino acids. NCBI's taxonomy places the organism in Eukaryota, Metazoa, Arthropoda, Insecta, Orthoptera, Acrididae. Gene Ontology annotation, molecular function: protein binding. Gene Ontology annotation, biological process: SCF-dependent proteasomal ubiquitin-dependent protein catabolic process.
AGGAGCGACCCGAUUGGUGGAAGCGAAGUUCGUGCGGCCCGUACUGUCACUGAAAACCCCAGUGCAAGCGUGAGACGCCAGUAGCUUGUGGUAAACAUUAGAAACAGUGGUUGGAAGAACGGCGAUUUCAUUUAGAGUUUUUUUCGUGUUGUGCGAUCGUGUCACUGUAAAAUGGACUUACUAACGCAUAAAAUUAUAAACAUUGUCUUGGACUUCCGUUCGGUGCAUCUUCGUACGUAAUUUGAAUGUACCUGUCGUAAUUUCGUUCUUUGUUAGAUGUUUGUCGACGUAGGAUUUUCCAUUUGGAAGCAUUGUACUGCGUUGUAGCAGAAUGAUCCAUGCAAACAGAAAUAAAUUAGAGGUCUUGCACCUUGCGGCUCCCUAGACCAGUUAGGUCCCACACACAAUGCGGUCGUGGAGAAAGAAGCUGGACAAGAACAGAAGGAAACGAAGGAGCCAACAAAAGCCUGUCGUAUCACAUAGAACUUUUCAGGCGUCGGAUCGGAAUGUUUCGGGAAACGGGCCCAGUAUUGCGCUUAGAAUCAAAGAGGUGUUUCAGCCACUGAAGGUUUUCCACGCUUUCCGUAGACCGUCCAAAGGCGGGCCACCUUCAGAUCGUACUCCAAAUUUGAUGUGUCGAGACGGAUCCACGGAGCAGGAACUGCAGAAGCCUCCAGAUGCUGUCAACUGCGUAAUGUUAACAAGAGUAUUUUCUGAUGAUGAGGCACAGAUCAAUAAGAAGCUGCCAAAGGAACUGCUCCUUCGAAUAUUCUCCUAUUUGGAUGUAGUUUCAUUGUGUCGAUGUGCACAAGUUUCUAAAGCUUGGAAUGUACUGGCUCUUGAUGGCAGCAACUGGCAGAGGAUUGAUUUAUUUGACUUCCAAACAGAUGUUGAGGGGCCUGUGAUUGAAAAUAUAUCAAGGAGAUGUGGUGGGUUCUUGAGGAAGUUAAGCUUAAGAGGAUGUCAGUCAAUAGCUGACAAGUCUAUGGAAACAUUUGCUGAACAGUGCAGAAAUGUCGAAGAUCUCAAUCUGAAUAAAUGCACAAAGAUUACAGACAGCACUUGCUUUUCUUUGAGUAGAAACUGUGGAAAGCUCCAGCGCCUCGAUUUGAGUUCCUGUGCAAAUAUUACAGAUGAAUCACUCAAAAGCCUUGCUGAAGGUUGUCGCAACCUUACUCACAUAAAUAUAUCAUGGUGUGAGCAGAUUUCAGAAAAUGGUGUGGAAGCUCUGGCACGUGGAUGCCCGCACCUUCGUAGCUUUGUGUCAAAGGGCUGCCUUCUCAUGACAGACAAAGCAGUUGCAUGCCUCGCCAGUCAUUGUCGUAAUCUUGAGGUCAUCAACCUUUUUGGUUGCACGAAUCUGCAAGAUGAAGCAGUAGUGCAGUUAGCAGAAAACUGUCCCAAACUGCACUAUGUGUGUUUGUCAGGAUGUUCUCAUUUAACAGAUGCAUCUCUUGUUGUCUUGGCAACACAGUGCCCUCAACUCAGUACACUUGAAGUAUCCAGCUGUUCACAGUUCACUGAUGCUGGAUUUCAAGCCUUGGCAAGGAGCUGCCGUAUGUUGGAGAAGAUGGAUUUAGAAGAAUGUGUUCUUAUUACUGAUGCUACGCUUAUACAUCUAGCAAUGGGCUGUCCUCGUUUGGAGAAACUUAGUUUGUCUCAUUGUGAACUGAUAACAGAUGAAGGUAUUCGUCACUUGGGGACAUCUCCAUGUGCAGCAGAAAACCUCACAGUGCUGGAGCUGGACAAUUGUCCUCUAAUUACCGAUGCAUCACUGGAGCAUCUAAUUUCUUGUCAUAAUCUUCAACGAAUUGAACUUUAUGAUUGCCAAUUAAUAACACGUGCUGGUAUCCGCAGGCUUCGGAACCACCUUCCAAACAUCAAGGUUCAUGCGUACUUUGCACCUGUGACACCACCACCAUCAGCAGGUGGUUCUAGACAACGUUACUGUCGCUGUUGUGCCAUCCUGUGAGGUUCUCUUGUCGCCAUGCCUCACACUGCCUCGCCUUAUCUCAUCUCGCAUCACUGAACUUACUGGCUCCAUAUGUCCUUGCAUCUGUGUCUGCCGCUUGCACGGGGAACAGACUCCUCUGGCAUAUGUGCAGUUAGAAUGAUUUGAAGGACUGUAAGCCACUUGGAUCAGAUAGAGGGAUGAGAAUGAUUUUGUACAGUAGCACAAGGUUACACAUUGUCUCAAGAAGCAUGUGUUAUAAGCAGAUGACAUUAUUAAAUAUUUUUACACUGUAACCUGUAAUGUUCCCAAAAUUGUUGUGUAUGUUGUUUUAAGUUGAUAAAUCUAAAGACUGAUUAAUGACAUUGAAUUAGUAGAACUGUUUUGCAGGACUUAUCUGACAUAUGAAAGAUGUUUAUGAUAUUUCUGUGUUCUGUCAGCCAUUGCUAUCAGGUAGCUGCUAUUAUUUUCUAUGUGUAAAAUACACAUCUGCAAAGUUUUCUUAGGGGUGUCAGGAAUAUACCAGAUAAAAGGGAACAAGCAGAAUUUAUGAGCAACAUUAAAAAUAAAACUUUAACUAUAACCUUGGGAGCUCAGUCACUGGUUAGCAGAAAGGUCAAGUUUUUGUAACAAAGAAUUAAAGAUAGUGAUGGACUACAGUUGUGAUGUACACCCGCUUUUUAGGAAAUCCUUUGACAGUGUGAUUCUGAAUAGAAGUUUUGGUUAAGUUUUGAGAGAUUAAUGAGGCUUAUAUGUGAAAUUUUUUAAUGAAGAAUGUAAUAACAGUUGUGUAGCCAUAACACCUAGUAUGUCUGCAGUCAUAAUCGCAAGCAAAUUAACACUGAAAAAUUACUGGGCAUGGAGAACGAAGGUGAUAAUUUUAACUGAUAUUUUUAUUUCUACACUUCAGUCACAUCGUAAACCACACAUAGUAUUCAACUGCGCAUAAUUUUAAUACAUUUAAAUUUAAAAUUCUGCAUAUGUAAUUUAGUGUGGCAGUGUAUUGCUAAUAACAUUGUGUAGCUGUUUUUGUGAUCAAAUUUGUAUAGAGAUUUUACUGUAGCCAAUAGGGACAUAAUUCAAUUUCAACUAUAAGAACAGCAACUAUAUAAAAUUACUAUAAUGUUAAUUCGAUUACAUGUACUUUAGCAAGAAUAUCUGAAAUUACACACUGUUUGGGAGAAUAAUUUGUAGUGUGAGGUAUAUUUGGAACUCUGAUUUAGGGGUAUUGAUACCUGUAGCACUACUAAAUGUAGCUUUAAAAUCAAAGGAAAUUCAGAUGUUCCAUAAUUCAUAUGUCAAAAAGAGCAACUACCAAUAUGGGAACUGAUAUAAUUUCAGAAUACAAUGUUUAAUCUGUUUUCUGCACUUAAAUAUGUCUUUCAUUUUGUUUUAGUAAGUUGGAUAUGUCACUGUGUUCAGAUAUGUACUGUUUCAUUACAGAGGAGAAAUAAAGGAAACAAACACAACGAGAAAAAUAGUGAGAAUAUGGAAACUAAUAUUUUACAUGCUGUAUAUAAUUGUAAUGUGUCUUUCAAAAGAAUGACAUUGAACUGUGAAGUUGUUAAUAAGUAGACAUUCUGCACUCUGUAAUUUGAUAUAUUGCAUUUGGCAUGUAGGGUUAACAAUAUAUAUAUAUAUUUUUAGCAAAUUGUAAAAGUCCUUGUAUUUUCAGCUUAAUUGUAUCUUUAAAGUAUUCAGAACCACCUACCUCCUAUAGCAUAAAAUAAAUUUUGAGGUAUUUGUACCAAGUUCUGUAGCUGAUGUAAUUGAUAAUAAGCAGGAACUGACUGAUCAUUUAUGGUGUAUAAAUAAUAAUUUCUGUGAUAGACUUGUACUUAGACAACAGUUUAUUUCAGAGUUGUAGAUGCUGGCAUCAUCUCUUUCCUGCUAGGUGGGCAACAACAAUUAUAUUCAUGUGAAUGUUGUAUUUCUGUGUGCUUGGAACAUGUUACAUACAAUAAUGUUAACACAAAAUUGCUGUUCACUAGUGAAAGCUAUAUACUCAUUUAAACUUUAAAUUGCUAUAUACUACUUUGUUACCAAUGUCACUGGUUUUGUUUUGUGUUAUUUGGUGUAGUAAAAGGAGGGUUGGUACUAUAUCAGAGUAUUUGCUUCAUUUUUUUUCCUCAUUAUUAUAAUCUACAUGGAGUGAUAUAACAUUACCACAGUGCCACUGAAUAAUAACGUGUGUUGGCCUUCAUGUUGUAGACCUUUGCUAAUUGCAACCCCACCAAACAGAUUUGAAUUUAUUUGCUAGUAAAUGUAUUGUGUAUAUAUAACCAAAAAUAAUACUGACAGCCAGAUAUGCACAAGGAAAGGUAUGUUGUGUAUUCUCUUAUUUUAAUCAUUUGAAGAAUGGAAUAAAGUGAAACUUCUGUGGUAGUCUAAGAUAGUGAUAAUGUACUAAAAAUUUGGUGAAGUAUGUUGCUGUGCAUUGAAUUGGGAACUAUGCAUUGUAGUGAAAUGGAUGUCAUAUCUGUAUGACAAAACAAUGUUCUACUAGUUUUCCAUUUUAACAUUUACAAUUAAUAAGAGGUCAGCAUCAUAGAAUAAAGGUUUAUUUUGAUGGCCAUUUUUAAUUUUGAUAUAGUAUACACAUUCAGCAAUACUCAUUCCAUACAUACACAUGUAAACGGGUAAGGAAACUGUGUUGAGGUCAGUCUUUUGGAAAGUGCAACACGAGUUGUCAUAUAUUGUUGUUGUGGUAUUGUGAAUGUAAAAAGAAAAAUAAAUGGAUAAUGGUUGUUUAAUCCUCAAACUCAAAACUGUGAAAUCAAUCCAUAAGAUUCAAUGUUGUUGUAGCAUGAAAAUUUAUUGAAUCAUAUACAUAAUAAACAUUUUUUGCACUAAA